Messenger RNA from Fundulus heteroclitus (mummichog), 1450 nucleotides. RefSeq names its product aldo-keto reductase family 1, member A1a (aldehyde reductase) (gene akr1a1a). Lineage: Eukaryota; Metazoa; Chordata; Actinopteri; Cyprinodontiformes; Fundulidae. The coding region runs from base 399 to 1373 and encodes 324 amino acids. Gene Ontology annotation, cellular component: cytosol. The transcript has 9 exons. The record is from RefSeq and is a predicted model, not a curated record. Gene Ontology annotation, molecular function: aldose reductase (NADPH) activity. Gene Ontology annotation, biological process: aldehyde catabolic process.
CGGUUUUAGGAAGAGUGAAUUAUACUCUCUGGCCAGCAGCCACGUCAGGGGGGGGGGGAGUCUGCUCCAGUUAUUUGUGCAAGCCAAAAAUCACGUGAAACUGUAGCUAGUUGGUUAAUGAACAAAUUGUGUGCACCACAUGGUAAGUAAGGAUGUUCCAGAUUAUUAUUAAUUAGCUAGGAGGUCAUCUGAAGCUACAUUGCACUGUUACUAAUGGUAUAUAGCCGUGUCAGCUAGCUCUGGUGGUAAGGUUGAGUUCACAGAAGGUUUAUGAAUCCUCUGAGAAGCUCAGCUUUGAGGAUAGAGCCAGCUCUCCACAGUAAGUAGGAGUUUAGAAGAGCCCUUCGGACAAUCGUUCAUCACCUCUCCAUCCUCCAUCGGGUUCUCGGAGCUGAAACAUGAGCACCUUUGUGACUCUCUCAUCAGGGCAGAGGAUGCCUAUGGUUGGACUCGGCACGUGGAAGAGCGCUCCAGGUCAGGUGAAGCAGGCAGUGCUGGCAGCUUUAGACUGUGGUUACAGACAUAUUGACUGUGCAGCUGCGUAUGGCAACGAACAGGAGGUCGGAGAGGCUCUGGCUCUUUGGGUCGGUCCAGGAAAGGCUCUGUGGCGUGACGAGGUGUUUGUGACGUCCAAGCUUUGGAACACCAAGCAUGACCCAGAGGAUGUUGAGGAGGCAUGCAGGACCUGCCUGGCCCAUCUUGGUCUCUCCUACCUGGAUCUUUACCUCAUGCACUGGCCCAUGGCCUUUAAGCGGGGGAAGGAGCUAAUGCCUCGGAGAGACGAUGGCAGUAUUUGUUACUCCGACACACACUACAGAGAUACGUGGAAGGCCAUGGAGAACCUCGUAGAUAAAGGUCUCGUUAAGGCCAUAGGCCUGUCCAACUUCAACGCGAGGCAGAUUGACGACGUCCUCAGCAUUGCCCGACACAAACCUGUGGUGAACCAGGUGGAGUGCCACCCUUAUCUAUCUCAGGUAGACCUCCUGUCACACUGUCGGUCUUUGGCGGUUUGUGUGACAGCUUACAGUCCUCUGGGCAGCGGAGACAGACCCUGGGCUUCUCCUGAUGAGCCCAGGCUGCUGGAAGAUCCGAGACUCGGAGCAAUCGCCGAGAGAUACCAGAAAUCCCCUGCUCAGGUGAUACUCAGGUGGCACAUCCAGAGGGGCGUGGUGUGUAUCCCCAAAAGUGUGACGGCCUCCAGGAUCCAGGAGAAUUUGAAGGUGUUCGAUUUUUCCUUGGCACAAGACGACAUGAAGCUGAUCGACUCCUUUAACCGCAACACACGGUUUAUUGUUCCAACAGUGGAGAAGGGUGGCAAGAAAGUGUGGAGAGAUGCAGGACAUCCUCAUUUCCCCUUCCACGAUCCAUACUGAGCCUUCAACAAUCACUUUAAAGAUAGUGGACGAAUACUCGAUGUAGAACAAUAAAUAAAAAUUAACUUCAACCAGAA